CACGGAGGAGACUCGUCGCUUGGCCUUCUCGCCCCCGCCGCCUCCGCCUUCUCCCUCCGAGUUCGACUUCGAGGAUAUGGAGCCGUCAGAUUGCCAAUCUCGUAACCAAACUAGUGGCACCCCUGUUCACUCGGAUGAAUCUUCAGACGCACAUGCAGCUGAUGUCGUCAUGGAGGACCUGCUAGGUCCAUCUCGCAAGAGGAAGAUCGAAUCAUCAUCAGUUGCACAUGGCGGUGAUGUUGUUAUGGAGGAGCCUCAGGAUGGUCCAUCUCAUAAGAAGGUUGACAUUCAUCAGGCAAUUGACCUCAUGAGAUUUGUCUUCAGAGAAGGGAUGCCUUUCCUAGACAAUGGGUCUGGGAGAUCUUUUGCAGAGAGGAUGAUUGUGGACAUGUCAGGCUUCAUGGUAGACAUGAUGUUUCAGGAUCCUGGUAUUUCCCAGCAGAAUGCUCCCGGUCGGAUGUGGACGAUGACACCUACCCUUGACAAGGAUAUUGCCCAUGCAUUUGCUAAGGAAACAAGAAAAGGUAUCGGCAGUGUGGUCCAGGGAGAUUUCUAUGGGAUAUUUGUUGAUACAGUUCACAUACCUAGCACGAUUAUGUCCUGUAUGGUCCUGUUUGUGCGCUAUCUCAAUGGCAAGGGUGAUGUGGUGGAGAGGCUUCUCGGUGUUGUGCCAGACCCUGAUUUCCGUGGUUCAUCUAUCAAAGUGAUGGUGGAUUCGAUGCUUUCUGAAGCUGGAUUGAGUUUGUCGAAGCUGCGUGGUCAAGGCCAUGGCUUGUUUGGUUACGACGAUGAACUUUUCACCGAACUAAAGACACUAGUAUAG
This is a messenger RNA of Sorghum bicolor (sorghum), 823 nucleotides long. RefSeq lists its product as uncharacterized. Lineage: Eukaryota; Viridiplantae; Streptophyta; Magnoliopsida; Poales; Poaceae. The record is from RefSeq and is a predicted model, not a curated record. The coding region runs from base 77 to 823 and encodes 248 amino acids. The transcript has 2 exons.